AAGUAACUGAAAAUCAGAUCACACAGAAAGCCUCACAACAUCUCACAGAACAAGCGCAGCAACAUCCUGUGUCCAAGGGCCUUGAAUUGUCUUUAUAUACUUCUUGGAGUGAUUGAUUAUGAAAUGAAACACAAAAGUCCUUCCAAUCUAUAUGAGUUCAUGGGAAAAUAUUGUCCAAAAGACCAGUCAGGAUUCUGUGAUACAGGGGUCUCCAACCCCUGGUCCGUGGACCGGUACUGGUCCAUGGCAUGCCAGAAACUGGGCCACGCAAACAAGUGAAGCUCCAUCCUCGGUAUACAGGCUGUACCUGAAACCAUGGCUCCUCUGGGCCAUAGAAAUAUCUCUCCAUGGAACUAGUCCCUGGGGCCCAAAAGGUUGGGGGUGGCUCCUGUAUUACAUGAAUAUAACUUUGAUGAACUCAUCUAAACCUUUAUUUUCCCGUUCCUAAUUCUUCUUCUGCAAGGUCUAUAAAUGUGCAGAUGAAAUGGAAAGUUGAUUGUACUAUUAAUUUAUAAAUAUUUUUUACUUUUUUUAAGUGGUAAGUAUCUGGAUAAAAUGGUCUAAUGCAGCAAAUCUGGCUCUGCAGGUAUAUUUCAGUAUUGUCUUGCAUAUGUAGUUGGAUAUGAAGUUGGCCAUGUCAUGGGGAAUUCAUUGGAGAAAGCAAAUAUUUUUGGAAGAGUUAGGGGUAAAAGGAAUCCAGGCUGUGAAAGAACACGAUGGCUGGACACUAUCAAACCUGACACCGGCCAGAGCAUAGAAAAACUCAGUGAAAUAGGGCAAGAUUGGAAUAUGUGGAGAGACCUGCCCUGUAGAACCGCCAUGAGUCAGAUUUGAAUUGUAGUAUCAUCAUGCUGUUGGAUGAGCAGUAUCAGUCAUCUUUAGAAACUAUGGAAGUUUAGUAAGAAAGAAAUAGUGCAGUAUAAUAAAAGAUGUAUUUCAUUCAUUACUUCUUGAACUAGCUUUUUGAAUAAUGUACAGUGUUAGGAUUCACAUACUAUGCCCUAAGGCUAGCCAAAAACAGGCAACCAUGUUAUGGCUUAGUACAUUAUGUAAUUCUUGUACUCUUGCCUCAGCUGUUGCUCUGGGACAAAAGAGACAAAACAAAAGAUAGUUUCAAAUUGUUUCAUACUGAACGGAGUAGUUUAUCUUUGGGAUGCUUAUGAUUUUUUUUUUCUUUUAUGGUAUUCUAUACAGGUUUUUAAACUAUACACCACCUAGAGUUGUUAGUUCAAUGGCCUCUAAAUAGAUCUGUACUGUAGUACAAAGUCCUGUUUCAUCCACAAUGAGAAGAGCACAGGAUCUAUGGAGAACAUAGAGAGGAUGAAAAAGGGUUAUUCCAAGGCUCCAACCUCACUUAGGAAUGUUAAAAUAGGACCUGCCCUCUUAUCCAUUUUACAUAAUAUGUUCAGCACUGGUGGCGUUUGAAUUAUUUUACAUAUUUCUCCCUAGUGAAUAGGCCACAAUUUUUGUCUAAUGUAUCAAGGCUAGCAGACAUGCUUAAAAUAACUUCCUGAAUAAUAGGUGAUAGAUACUAUCAUAAGAGAUUCUGUGGGCUAUUUAUCAGUUUAUUUCUCCUUCUAGAUAACAAAUGAUUAUGACAAUUCCUGGGUGCAUUUAUUAUCUUAUUUAUUUGUAUCCCUUUUACAAAGAACUCAAAAGCUGCAAACAUAAACAUCAUUUUGGGGACUAAUUCCAAGGCAGAAGACCACAAAUAAAAUAUUUCCAUUUUGUCAUUGAUGCUAUCAUUUUGCUAUCUUCGUGUGAUUAAAUACCUGUCCUGAAAAGUUAAGGAUUUUUAAAAUUACUGUUUGAUGAAUAUCUUAAAAUUUCAUAAAAGCAAGUAUCAACCUUAAGUUAAAUGGAUCUUUUUGCAUCCCAUAGUCCAAGAAUACAUGUAUACUGGGUGGAAUUCAGAUUUUUCCUGUGAAUCACUGAAAGAAAACAGGAUGCCUUAAAGAGCAAUUAGUCCUUUAAUCUUUCCAGCUAUAAAAUCCUAACAGCCGCCUCAAGGUCUUUUAAGGGGCGAGGGAGCUCUUGCUUGCACCGCCCAGCCUCUCAGUUUGGGGCGUGGCUUUGCCAUCCACCGGUCUCAUUGGUUGCGGCAGCGUCCUCGGCUGUCGGUUUUACGGUGCUCUCAGCGAAGAAUUCCCUCUUUUGACGGAGGAACGUUUCUACGAGACUUUGAAUGGGACGGUUUCAGAAGCCUCGGCAUCUCCUCGAUGGGAUGGACUACGGCUCCCAUCAAUCUCAGGCUGGGUUGGCUGAGGAUAACGGGAGAUGACGUCCAACUUAUAUGGAGAACCCUGGGGCACUAUGCUUCCUUCUCUGCACUACCAAUGCCAGCGUACAUGUCAUAUACCCAUAACCAGUGUGGGUCUGGUACGAAGAUAUUUAUCCUGGGAAAACGAGCAGCGGUGCAGAGGACUGCUAGAGAAAUCCUCCCUCCGGUACAGGAAACAAACUGUGGGGGCAGCUGUGCUGGUAUCUCUUUGCUCUGUGGCUGGGGACCCAGCAAUCCUGUACACACUGCGUUCCAGCACUCUGACUGGUUUAUACAAAGGACAAGUAAGUUUCCCAGGUGGAAAGUGUGAUGACUCUGACCAGGAUGCCAUCAGCACAGCACUGCGGGAGACCCAUGAAGAGCUGGGCAUACAGUUAAAGAAGGACUGUGUCUGGGGAAUCAUGAGACAUGUUCCUGAUAGGACUAAUAUGAUGGUGGCUCCUGUAUUAGCAAACCUGGGGCCUCUGGAGGACCUGGCACUGAAACCUAACCCCCAAGAGGUUGAGGCUGUCUUCACACUGUCUUUGUCCCACUUGCUACAAGAAAAGAACCAGGGCUACACCCACUACUGCCGUGAUGGUGUCUACCACUACACAAUGCCUGUCUUCUUGCAUGGUCCUCACCGUGUGUGGGGUCUUACAGCAGUCAUAACAGAUCUCACUCUGGAGAUGCUAGCACCAGGAAAAUACCACAGGCGGACUUAUGUCAAGGGUCAGCACUGACUUUGGGCCCAGAUUCACACUGGGAUCUCUUAAGACCUCUUUCUGCUUUCCAUAUUUAUCAAAGGCCUUUAGAAUUGAUGAUCUCAUCAGCCAAGUGCUAUACCUUUCCCUUUUCAUAAGAAUCUUCAAAACUCGGGUCAGCUCAGUUCUGAAUAGCAAGAAGAAAGUCGUUUAUCUUUCUAGUUCACUACCUCAGAAUGCAACUAUUACAUUAUUGGCAAAAAGCAAUGAAGAAACAUCUAUCUAGUUUACUCUCAGUUGUUACCUCAAUAAACAAGGACACCUGAAACCUUUUGCAGGUUUCUGUUUUGGCAGGUAUAUGUGUAGUACAAAUAAAACAUAGAUUUUAAUCUCAAAGAGAUGCUAGACCUGUAUUCUAGGCUUUGUUUGGUAAUGUUAAUAACUUCAUAAAUGAAUGAUAAAGGGACCAUUUGCCAAAGAAAGCACUGACCUUUAAGGCACCCAAAUAAUAAGUGCCAGCCAUCCAGAUUAGGAUAAAAUUUGUGAAUGAAUAUUGAUCCCUAUUUCUUUCCCAUCUCCACUAUUUCCUUAUUAUGUGGAAAUUCUGUUUAGGGCUCUGUGUUGAUUUAACAAAAUCUGUAUUUCAAGAACAGAGCUGUAUAUAUCUAAGUUGUAAGAAAUAGUAUUUAAAUAUUUCUGUUAAUCAGAAUAAAUCAGAGAUUGUUUAGAAUAUAUAGAGUCUUAUCAGUUCCUAGUUUUUUGAGAAAUGGAACAUUUUUAUUCUGCCCUUCCUACUCCCUAAAACAGCAGCAUGAAUGACAUAUUGCUAGACUUAAGAAAAUAUUCUCAUUAAGGCUAUGACACAUCUUGUAGAACUAGGCAUUUUAUAAGAUACUUGUGAACUGUUAAAACCUUGGUUAUAUGGCAAUCUGAAUUCCGCCUGAGGGUAUUCAUACAGAGGGGACAAUAUGCUGAUUUCUACGUAGCUUUUUCCCAACACUUCAGCACACAAUGAUAUAAUUGGAAUUAAAAACCAGUGGUUCAAAUAUUUAUUUGGUAUAAUAAAUAAAAUUCAGAGUUGAUGGCAGGAA
Messenger RNA from Crotalus tigris (Tiger rattlesnake), 4055 nucleotides. It is a transcript of the gene NUDT8, whose product is annotated as nudix hydrolase 8. NCBI's taxonomy places the organism in Eukaryota, Metazoa, Chordata, Lepidosauria, Squamata, Viperidae. The transcript is spliced from 6 exons. The record is from RefSeq and is a predicted model, not a curated record. Gene Ontology annotation, molecular function: coenzyme A diphosphatase activity. Bases 2278 to 3003 code for a protein of 241 amino acids.